AGGGGGAGUAUGAGGAAGAGGAAGAAGAUUUAUCUAUGGUUUCAGAUGCAUCUUCUGGUCCUCAGCAGAACUUGGGAGAAGAGGAUUAUGGGUUGUGUUACCAUGCUCCUGUUGAUGCUGCAUUGUUGUUGCCUGCUAAGAUUUCUAAUGUCAAGAGGCAGAAAAAGAAAGAAAGUAGGCUUGGCAAACUGAAUGAAAAGGCUUCAGCUCUUGAUGAUACAGCCAGUUCUCCCAUCUUCACCUGCACUAAUAAUAACUACAGCAUCAACAUCCAUCAGAGCUCAGCAGAGAAUGUAAUAACAGACUUUUCACAGGGCUACUCAACAACUCAGUUUCAUGGGCAACCUGCACACCAAGAGCACACUGACCUCUUUCAGUGCUCUCUACUUCCUGCAAACCAGUUGCAACCAAAUCAGUGGUUUGAAGAGAGGAGGUGGGGAUAUUAGGACAUAAUAUUUUUGUUGUUAAUGCUGCUUGCAGCUUAGUUUCAUGUUAAGAUCUGAAAAAAAAAGAGAUAAAUGUUC
Cuscuta campestris is the source of this 524-nucleotide messenger RNA. The record is from the annotation of a GenBank genome assembly. Lineage: Eukaryota; Viridiplantae; Streptophyta; Magnoliopsida; Solanales; Convolvulaceae.